Messenger RNA from Didymodactylos carnosus, 450 nucleotides. The record is from the annotation of a GenBank genome assembly. NCBI's taxonomy places the organism in Eukaryota, Metazoa, Rotifera, Eurotatoria, Philodinida, Philodinidae.
AUGCCUAUGGAGACAUUUUUCGGUGCAGUCACAACGAAAGCUCAAACAAAAGCAUCAGUUUGUCCAAUAAGUUCGACACAUUCUGACACUUCUAUUGAAGAAACAUCAUCGUUAGAUGAUCAACCUCUUCAAGAGGAAGGUCAUGAAUUUGAUGUUCUAGCUAUUGCUGAAGCUCAAAAGGAUUUAACUAAAUGUUCUUAUAUACUGAAUGAUGGAAUUUUAUACACAUUAUUUAAUCGUGAUGCGUUUACGCAAAAACUGAUUUAUGUACCUUCUAUAAUAUUACAACAAUUAUUAAAGGCUUAUCACGAUGCACCAGGGGCUGGUCAUUUUGGUUUUCGUAGAACUUAUUUUAACUUAAAAGUUCCCGACCAGGAACCAGUUCCAAAUAAUUCCGUACUAACGGAAUUCCCGGAAUUCCUUCCCCGCGGAAUUCCCCGGAAUAACUAG